Molecule: messenger RNA, 770 nt
Organism: Notothenia coriiceps (black rockcod)
Lineage: Eukaryota; Metazoa; Chordata; Actinopteri; Perciformes; Nototheniidae
Product: cytosolic endo-beta-N-acetylglucosaminidase
Exons: 5
Biological process (GO): protein deglycosylation
Cellular component (GO): cytoplasm
Molecular function (GO): mannosyl-glycoprotein endo-beta-N-acetylglucosaminidase activity
Source: RefSeq, a predicted model, not a curated record
UGAUUCCUAAACGUCCUCCCCAGGCCAGAGUCCUGUUUGGACCAGCCCAUGGACUCCAGCAGUGUCCACGAGGUGGUCCACGAGGUGGUCCACUCUGACUCCUCAGCGCUGCCAGCCAAACAUCACGACCCUGACACCACCGAACCAAUCAGCUGCGGCCUUCAGACUUUAGAGGAGUUGUUGUCGUGGAAACGAAGCGAUGCGAACCUCUUUAAUGUGGCAGCUGUCCCUUUGGCCCCUCGGGACCCUCCCCUCACCGCGAGUGCCCGCCGGACCCUGGUGUCUCACGACAUGAUGGGCGGCUACUUAGAUGACCGCUUCACCCAGGGCACACACAGCGAUGCUCCGUAUGCCUUCUACCACUGGCAGUACAUUGAUAUUUUCAACUACUUCACACACAACAUGGUGACCAUUCCUCCUGUCGUGUGGACCAAUGCAGCACAUAAACACGGAGUCGUCGUUCUUGGGACCUUCAUCACAGAGUGGACUGACGGAGCGGUGGUGUGCGAGGCCUUCCUGAAAGACGAGGAGUCGUACCGGGCGGUGGCUGAUAGGCUGGUCCAGAUCAGCCACUGCUACGGCUUCGACGGCUGGCUCAUCAACAUCGAGAACUCCCUCAGUGAGAGUGCGGUGAAGAACACUCCUCUGUUCCUGCAGUAUCUGACAGAGCAGAUGCACGAGAGAGUGCCCGGCAGCCUGGUGCUGUGGUACGACAGUGUUCUCGAAAAAGGAGAGCUAAAAUGGCAAAACGAACUGAACGAGUCCAACAG